Messenger RNA from Aplysia californica (California sea hare), 681 nucleotides. Its product is annotated as adipocyte plasma membrane-associated protein. The transcript is spliced from 7 exons. Bases 1 to 681 code for a protein of 226 amino acids. The record is from RefSeq and is a predicted model, not a curated record. Lineage: Eukaryota; Metazoa; Mollusca; Gastropoda; Aplysiida; Aplysiidae.
AUGAAGUUACCACCCCCUCCCGCCCUGUCCGGCACACUUGCCACCAACAACGUCCUGUACGAGGCUGAGAGAGUCCACGACGGACAGAUAGCCGCUCCCCACAGCUACGUGCCUCUUGGUGACAGCCUGUUUGCGGUGACCAAGACUGGCCUGGUGAUCAACGUGGCACCCUGCCGUCCUGUCCUACUGGCUGACCUCAAGCCUAGGGGCUGUCGGUCACCCAAGGAAUGUGGACAUCCAGUCAGUAUGCGACUCAACGCGGACAAACAUCUCAUCGUGGUGGACGCCUACAGAGGACUCUUUGACGUGGACCCCGUCACAGGAUUUGACCCGGGCAAUCGUCAGGUCAAGGAAAUUCUGGUAGGUCUGGCCUAUCCUUCUGGCCUUGAACUGACCACUGAUGGUCAAGCGCUGCUGGUCUCAGAGCGGCGAACAAUGCAGCAGCUGAAGAUGAUGUACCACAAGAGAGGGAUGGCUGUCGAGCUGGACGACAGGGGGCGGGUCAGGAGCAGCGUCCAUGACCCCACGGGUCUCAAGGUCUCUGAGGUCAUGGAAGUCAAGGAGACAGACGGCAUGGUCUACAUCGGCAGUCGAGACCAAGACGCCAUCAUACGCUUCCCGCUGCCUAAGUCUUAUGGCACAGACCUCAGCGUCACGUCAACGUUACAGGAGAUCGCUUAG